This is a messenger RNA of Lolium perenne, 359 nucleotides long. Lineage: Eukaryota; Viridiplantae; Streptophyta; Magnoliopsida; Poales; Poaceae. The record is from RefSeq and is a predicted model, not a curated record.
AUUUGUUAAGCUGGAGUGAGCUAAUUAAGCGUUACGAGGCCAUCAGCAACGCCCAGCACCAGGAGACAAAUCAUGAUGAUGAUCAGCAAAUGUCUGUGGAGAUCGCAAGGCUGAGGCGUGAGUGUGACCAACUCAAGGCCAACAUAAGGAGGCAGACCGGAGAAGACCUUGCAUCCGCCAAUACCGAUGAGCUUGACAAUCUGCAGAAGCAGCUCGAGUCUACACUAGGCAAAGUCCGUGACAGGAAAGAUGAGCUACUGAACCAGCAGCUGGACGAAUCACGGCGCAAGGUGCACAUCUUGGAGGACCAUAACCGUCGCCUGCGCCAAAUGGUAAUCUCCAUAUUGCUGCCUUCUUAG